AUGGAAUCGGUCUAUCCCGACCGCGAGCAGCCCGAGAACCACAUUGCGCGACUGGACGGUGACACCCGCGCGGUCCCCUCGACACCAUCGUAUGGGAUCGACUCCCCACUGGGCCUGCUCGCGUCCUCGAUUCUUGCGCCACUGUACGUCUAUGCCUCGCGGAAGGGCAAGUUCGAGGUCUGGGAUCGACUGCUCGACGAGCUCCCCAGUGAGAUUCUCACGGCACCUGCACUCGACAUUGGCUGUGGCCGCGGGCUUGUGCUGUUGAAAAUCGCCCAGAGGAAGAAGAAGCUCCAAGCCACCGUCCCGCCCGUCUAUGGUGUCGAUCUAUUCAUCACCGGUGACCAGAGCGGCAAUGCGCCCGAGGCAACCUACGACAAUGCCGCGAGUCUCCAGCUCACCGAUUAUACUGUUCUGCAUACUGCCGACUUUACUCGAUUACCCUUCCGGGACGGAGUGAUGUCUCUGAUCACGGCGAGUUUGUCGAUCCACAAUGCCGACAAAGCAUCGCGAGAACAGGCGAUGCAUGAGGCAGCCCGAGUGCUUCGGCCCGGGGGGUUUUUGGUGAUUCUCGAGCUGGGAGGAUACAUUGCGCAAUACAGAAAGGUUCUGGAGUCGGCCGGGUGGAGUGAGAUCGAAACGUCCUGGGCGGGACUGCAAGUGAUGUUUGGGGCGUGGCCAUGUCAGAUCUUGAAGGCUCGAAAGCCAGGCCCCGAUCGUAGUUCAGGACAGUAG
Penicillium riverlandense is the source of this 735-nucleotide messenger RNA. Its product is annotated as class I SAM-dependent methyltransferase. The record is from RefSeq and is a predicted model, not a curated record. Lineage: Eukaryota; Fungi; Ascomycota; Eurotiomycetes; Eurotiales; Aspergillaceae. The transcript has a single exon. Bases 1 to 735 code for a protein of 244 amino acids. Gene Ontology annotation, molecular function: S-adenosylmethionine-dependent methyltransferase activity.